This is a messenger RNA of Sorghum bicolor (sorghum), 2152 nucleotides long. RefSeq names its product DNA cross-link repair protein SNM1. Bases 284 to 1774 code for a protein of 496 amino acids. Gene Ontology annotation, biological process: protection from non-homologous end joining at telomere; double-strand break repair via nonhomologous end joining; interstrand cross-link repair. The transcript is spliced from 9 exons. NCBI's taxonomy places the organism in Eukaryota, Viridiplantae, Streptophyta, Magnoliopsida, Poales, Poaceae. Gene Ontology annotation, molecular function: 5'-3' DNA exonuclease activity; damaged DNA binding. The record is from RefSeq and is a predicted model, not a curated record.
UAAAUAAGGCCCUAGUGAAGGUAGUUCUUUCGGCUCUAUCUUGUGGUUUUUUUUGAGGUAAAAAGAAAAAGCAGCAUCUCUAAUUGCAAGAAGAUGGAACACAUGCCGUCCGAUCCGAGUCGCGGUCAAAGAGUCAAACUGAUCGAACGGUUCACGAUCAACAUGGCCCCUUCACAUUUGCCAAUCUUCUCCUGUACGCUUCCCAACGUCUCGACACUUUCGUUCCCUCUCCCUCCAUCCCUCGUCUCUCCCUGUUCCCGCCGCCAUUUCGAACCCACCUCCGAUGGCCACCGCCGAAGGCGACGCCGACUGGUCCCUGCCCUCCCCCACCGACCUCGAUGACAACGGGUUCCCGGAUCUACCCUGCUCCCCCGCCGCCUCUAGCAGCUGCUUCGCGGAGGACUUCUACAGCAGCGGCACCGACUGGUCCUCCCUGCGUGCCCCUCCGCCGCUGCGCCCGCCCGGAAGGGCACCCGGUGUGAAGGAGAAGGAGAUGGGAGGCGGUUCGCUCGUGCAGAGCAGCCUCCUCCAGGCGUGGGGGAUCGAGAAGCCGCGGCGGGAGGCUGGGGAUUCAUCGCUUGUGCAGAGGAGCCUCUUCCAGGCGUGGGGGAUCGAGAGGCCACCGAGGGAGGGGCUCGGGGCUGGGCAUUCAUCCCCCUCCCCCUCCCGUUCCGGUUCUUGGUUGGGAAGGAAGCGGAGGCGAGGAAGCACCGAGGAGGAGCGGGUGGCGCCCAAGAAGCCCCUCGCGUGCCCCUUCUACAAGAAGAUUCCCGGCACACCAUUCACGGUGGAUGCGUUUCGCUAUGGACAAGUUGAGGGGUGCUCGGCCUAUUUCCUUAGCCAUUUUCAUCAUGACCACUACGGUGGAUUGACCAAGAAGUGGUGUCAUGGCCCCAUCUAUUGUUCUGCACUCACUGCACGCUUAGUGAAGAUGUGUCUGUCAGUAAAUUCCGACUAUAUUUAUCCUUUGGAGCUUGAUACCAAUUAUGUCAUAGAGGGAGUGACAGUUACCUUGUUAGAGGCCAACCAUUGCCCUGGUGCAGCUCUAAUCCACUUCCAACUAAGUGAUGGAAAGACCUAUCUCCACACUGGGGAUUUUAGAGCAUCAAAAUCAAUGCAAUUGCAUCCACUUCUCCAGAGAGGCAGGGUAAAUUUGGUUUACCUGGACACAACAUAUUGCAAUCCCAAAUACAAGUUCCCACCCCAGGAGGAUGUUAUUGAUUUUGUUGUGAGGACAGCUCAAAGAUAUCUAAAGAAACAGCCAAAAACCCUCAUUGUUGUUGGGGCGUAUAGCAUUGGGAAAGAGAAUGUGUAUCUAGCAAUUUCCCAAGCUUUAGAGGUCCCUAUAUACACUGAUGCAUCAAGGAGGCGGAUUCUUCACUCAUUUGGCUGGUCAGACUUAUCCAAAAGGAUAUGCUCAUGCAAUCAAAGUUCACCACUACAUGUUCUGCCCCUUGGAUCUGUAAAUCAUGAGAACUUGAAGAAGUACUUGGAGACUCUUAGUGGAAGAUUUCUAGCUGUGCUGGCUUUUCGGCCUACAGGUUGGACUUUCUCUGAGGCAACUGGAAAGCAUCUUGACCUAAUAAAACCAAGUUGUAAUGGCAGUGUAACAAUCUAUGGUGUGCCUUAUAGCGAGCAUUCAAGUUUCACUGAGCUUCGGGAUUUUGUGAUGUUUCUGAGACCUCAAAAGGUAAUUCCUACUGUUAAUGUUGGCAACGCAACAAGCCGAGAUAAAAUGCAAGCACAUUUCCGGGAAUGGCUGAAGAGCCUGUGAUAAAUAAUGCCUGUUCAGGUUUUCUUUCUAUAUCGGCAUCAGCUUUAGUCUAUUCAAUGUACUGUUGUAUACCAUGCUUACACUCAGUCCACAUGUUGAAUCGAAAUACAAGAUUUCACAGGAUAGAACAGUGGGAUUUCCUAGAUGCAACUGGUAGUUGGCUAUGCUGCCUUCAGAAUUCUGUGGAAGAAAUUAAUACAUAACCCAGCUUCUGAAUUCUAGCCUAACACCUGCUGGACUGCUAGUGUCACAGCUUGUAUUGGCAACAUAAGCACAAAUUUCAGCUACUGUAGUGAUUAAACUAUUUGUUCUUAUUCAUCCCAAAUGAUUUUCUACAAGGUGGUAGAGUCAUGGAAUGACUAAUUUUGGUGAGAUUUC